UCUUACUGGUCUUCAUCCAAAAAUUCCAACUAAUAUUCCACAAGGUUUAGUUAAAUUAAUAGAAAGUUACUGGCAUCAAGAUCCAAAAAAUCGUAUAAAUGAUUUAGCAAAUAAACUAAAUAUAAAUUAUAGAAAAAGCAGAACGAGGGGAAAUAAAAUUUCUGAAAAAUGGAAAUACAAAUAUUUUACCAAUUAA
Racocetra persica is the source of this 196-nucleotide messenger RNA. The record is from the annotation of a GenBank genome assembly. Lineage: Eukaryota; Fungi; Glomeromycota; Glomeromycetes; Diversisporales; Gigasporaceae.